GUCAAAAUAAACACGGCUUCUGGACUGGUGAGCAUGGAGGGCUGCUCGUUUCUCCCGUUCCCACCUCACCAUUCAGUCCGUCCUGCGCCCCUCACCUUCCAAUCAGCUUCAGUAAUUACUAGUGUCGAUCACAGUCUGAUCCUAACAGCAACGCGUGACACGCCACAGUUAACCAACCAUGGAAGCUGCAGAAAGCAAGCAGCAGCAACCGUCGCCGGAGGUUGCCAUGGCUCAUCACAAUCCAACACAGGUCACUCGUCGACUUCAUUUCUUCUCUGCAACAUCAACUCCACGUUUGGCUUCCCAUCGAUUUGUUUUUUUUUCUCCCUCUCUCUGCAGUCUGCGCACGCGCAGGGGCCGGGCAUUAGCAGCUCUACUCUGCCAAUGGAAGACACGGACGAGCUUCCGAUCCAACAUGGCGGCACACUAUCUGCUGAGGACCAAAAGAAGCCACUGUCGGUGACGAGCUGCCUGCUGCCAGCACGCAGCCUGAGAUCCACAGCAGCCGUUGCCCCUGCUGCUCAUGCUCAAAGCCAAGCCGACGGCGAUCUCUGCAUCCGGUCGCUGUCCUUCUCCAAGCUCUUCAGCUUCAGAAUGGCCAGGGCGACGUCAUCACUGUCCACCUCGGAGUACAUUGAUCAAACUGAUCCUGAUGCCGCCGCAAGCAACUGCUCCGCUCUAACUCCAGGUAACAGCAGCACCAAGGAGGAGGAGGAGAAGCUGAAGCAGGUAUGCCGCUCCCAGUCCGUGCCUACGAGCGGCAGGCGGUUCAAGGUGGCAAAAGGGUUGAGGAGAGUGGCGGACUCCAGCUCCCCCGGCCCUGCCCCAGCUGGAGUGUUCCGCCUCAGAGUGGUGCCACUUGUUCCUCAAACGGAGGCAAGCAUCACUGCAGUCGUCGGGGAGGAGGAAGCAGCGGUGGCCGCAGAAGACAUUGCGGUGGAGGAAGCGGUGUGCCGCAUCUGCAUGGUGGCACUGUCGGAAGAGGCGGUGCUGAAGCUGGAGUGCUGCUGCAAGGGUGAACUGGCCCUGGCGCACAGGGGAUGCGCCAUCAAGUGGUUCAGCAUCAAGGGCAACGGCACUUGCGACGUCUGCAGCCAGGAGGUGCUCAACCUCCCCGUCACCCUGCGCCGCCUCCAUGACCAUCCAUCCAUUCAGGCUCAGGGUGCUCAGCAGCAAGCCGAUCCCACUGCCACCACCACCAGCAGCCGCGGCCGUCGGUACAGAGUGUGGCAUGGCACACCGAUCCUCGUGAUUAUCAGCAUGCUCGCCUACUUCUGCUUCCUGGAACAGCUGCUGGUUGGCGACCAUGGGACUGCGGCUCUGGCCAUCUCCUUGCCCUUCGCCUGCGUCCUCGGCCUCUUCUCCUCUCUAACCACAGCAAAGAUGGUGUCCAGGAGAUAUGUGUGGAUCUACUCUGCAGUGCAGUUCCUCUUCAUUGUGCUCUUCACCCACCUCUUCUACAGAUACGUAAGAUCCUCUCUGUGGCCACCCAAACAUCAAUCACAUCUCAUCAAACACGCUUAUCUACUGAACCAGGUGCGGAUGCAAGCUGUGAUCGCCAUCAUCCUGUCCACCUUCGCCGGCUUCAGCAUGGCCAUCUGCACCAACUCUGUCCUCCUCCAGAUUCUCAGAUGGAGGGCCAGGCAUGUGGCAUCGCCGACCACAACCACAACUGGAGAAGAAGGUCAUGGUUCCAGGGAGCCACCGGCGGCAGACCUUGAGAUUGCUUUGCCUCCAUCGUAGCUCGCUUCACUACCAUCCAAUCCUCUCUAGUUUAGUUCAGUCCAGCACCAGCUCCCCCUCCAGCUAGCUAUGUUUGUAUAUAGCUCCAUCUUUUGUUUGCUGAGACCUUGUUGUAUGCAUGAACCGUCCUUUCUGGCUUUCUAUGGUACUAAUCCGUGACAGUGAGCACCACA
Messenger RNA from Panicum hallii, 1916 nucleotides. RefSeq lists its product as uncharacterized. Gene Ontology annotation, molecular function: zinc ion binding. The record is from RefSeq and is a predicted model, not a curated record. The coding region runs from base 34 to 1743 and encodes 569 amino acids. Lineage: Eukaryota; Viridiplantae; Streptophyta; Magnoliopsida; Poales; Poaceae. The transcript is spliced from 3 exons.